AUGGUACUCCGCCUAUCUGACCUUGGCUCCAUGGAGCCUCGCGUCUUGCCGCCAGAGCAAAAGGAUGACCGCGACGACGAUUUGCGCUGCGUUGACGACGUGUUUCACAUCAACUGCGAGCGACCAGCGCGCUGUCAGGAUCCUCAACUCGAGGUGAAAGAUACAAAGCAGAUCACCCAGAGGAACCAGGUCGACUCUCCGCUCUUGCGUCUACCUGCCGAGCUCCGCAACAUGAUCUACUGGAACGUCUUCGCCGGAGCCGUCAUCGCUAUCAACAAGCCUCACACAAAGAAAGACAACGUCCUCACCACGUACCCCAGCGUCCGCGCACUCAUGUACGCCUGCUCCCAGCUCUACCGUGAGGCUGAAAUCUACAUGUUCGGCCUCACUCUCUUCGCUCCCAGCUACUUUGCACUCCGCUUCCUCUGGUUGUCCAACAUGUGCGCCGGUAUGCCUGGUGUGGGGACCGCGUCGAUUAUGGGUUGUAAGAUCACAGCUGGUAACGCACGCGCCAUCAUUGAGGGAAAGAUCAAGAAGGAGGACUUGGCAUACUAUCCGUGCUUGCGACAGAUAUUCGUUCAGCUCUGGGACCACCGUGUAUCUGUCAAGCGGAGCGAGAUGUACACACGGAUGCUCCGUGAAGCAUUCGGCAUUCCGAAUCUCGAUGUCAAGUUCAUAGAAUGA
Molecule: messenger RNA, 684 nt
Organism: Alternaria arborescens
Lineage: Eukaryota; Fungi; Ascomycota; Dothideomycetes; Pleosporales; Pleosporaceae
Exons: 2
Coding region: 1-684 (227 amino acids)
Source: RefSeq, a predicted model, not a curated record